This is a messenger RNA of Oncorhynchus nerka (sockeye salmon), 1086 nucleotides long. RefSeq names its product serine/threonine-protein phosphatase 6 catalytic subunit. The coding region runs from base 78 to 995 and encodes 305 amino acids. Lineage: Eukaryota; Metazoa; Chordata; Actinopteri; Salmoniformes; Salmonidae. Gene Ontology annotation, biological process: G1/S transition of mitotic cell cycle. The record is from RefSeq and is a predicted model, not a curated record. Gene Ontology annotation, cellular component: cytoplasm. The transcript is spliced from 7 exons. Gene Ontology annotation, molecular function: protein serine/threonine phosphatase activity.
CCUUUAGACCGGAACCCUGGCCCAUUGCUCGAGAUGCGCAUUAUACUUCCUAUUUUUCUGAAGUUCUUGUUUUUAAAAUGGCGCCGUUAGACUUGGAUAAGUAUGUUGAGAUUGCAAGACAGUGCAAAUAUUUACCAGAAAACGACUUAAAGAGAUUAUGUGACUAUGUAUGUGAUUUGCUACUCGAGGAAUCAAAUGUUCAACCAGUAUCCACCCCAGUCACUGUUUGUGGAGACAUUCAUGGCCAGUUUUAUGACCUAUGUGAACUCUUCAGAACUGGCGGACAAGUUCCAGACACAAACUACAUUUUUAUGGGAGACUUUGUGGACAGGGGAUACUACAGCUUGGAGACAUUCACGUAUCUGCUAGCCUUAAAAGCCAAGUGGCCGGACCGCAUCACGCUUCUACGAGGAAAUCACGAAAGCAGGCAGAUAACACAGGUGUACGGCUUUUACGAUGAGUGCCAAACUAAAUAUGGAAAUGCAAAUGCGUGGCGAUACUGCACUAAAGUGUUUGACAUGCUAACAGUAGCGGCUUUGAUAGACGAGCAGGUCCUUUGUGUGCAUGGUGGUCUUUCACCUGACAUCAAGACCCUGGACCAGAUCCGCACAAUCGAGCGCAACCAAGAGAUUCCCCACAAGGGGGCCUUCUGUGACCUGGUGUGGUCGGACCCAGAGGAUGUGGACACCUGGGCCAUCAGUCCGCGAGGUGCAGGCUGGCUGUUUGGCGCCAAGGUCACUAAUGAGUUUGUUCACAUCAAUAAUCUGAAGCUGAUUUGCCGUGCACACCAGCUGGUCCACGAGGGCUACAAGUUCAUGUUUGACGAGAAGCUGGUGACGGUGUGGUCCGCGCCCAACUACUGUUACCGCUGUGGAAACAUUGCCUCCAUCAUGGUCUUCAAAGACGUGAACACCCGGGAGCCCAAGCUGUUCCGCGCCGUGCCCGACUCGGAGCGGGUCAUCCCUCCCAGAACAACAACACCUUAUUUCCUCUAAUCACAAGAGCCAUUUUGUUCACUCCAAAAAUAGCCCGUUGCCUCUUUCCCUCACCAAUUUCCCGUUUGCUGUCUUAAGGAAGUGGAUAGGU